GUUUCACCCCGACUCGAAUCCUAAUCACACACACCUAAGUAACCCUCUGGACUGGUUCUCCUCGGUCAAGUCAUGUCAGAUAACCCCUCUUUUGUCCUCAAAGGUGUCGAAGACGUCACCUUCGAGCAGCGCCCUAUUCCUGAAAUUCAGCCCGAUGAGGUGCUCGUUGAGGUUCAGAAAACUGGUAUCUGUGGUUCAGAUGUUCAUUACUUGCUACAUGGGCGCAUUGGGGACUACAUUGUAGAAGACCCGAUGGUUUUGGGCCAUGAGUCUUCAGGUGUUGUAUAUAAGGUCGGUAGUGGUGUCACCGGCCUGAAAAAGGGAGAUCGUGUGGCUAUGGAACCUGGCGCCACUUGCCGCAUGUGCGAAUCUUGCAAAGCAGGUCGCUACCAGCUCUGCCCCGAUGUUCGUUUCGCAGCCACACCGCCGUUUGACGGCACCCUUGGGCGCUACUACCGCAUCCCCGCGGAUCUUGCCUACCCACUCCCACCAAAUCUUACUUUGGAGGACGGUGCCAUGAUAGAACCACUUUCGGUCGCAGUUCAUGCUGUCUCCACGCUAGGAUCCUUCAGAGCAGGUAAAAACAUAGCUGUAUUUGGAUGCGGCCCCGUGGGUAUCUUGUGUAUGGCGGUGGCCAAGGCUAUGGGAGCAUCUCGGGUCGUUGCUGUUGAUAUCGUUCAAGCCCGACUCGAUUUUGCCAAGUCUUACGCUGCUACCGAUGUUUUCCUCCCUCCCGCCCCGGAGAAAGACGAAUCGAGGCCCGCUUUGUCUAGAAGAGCGGCCAAAGCUAUGAGAGAACAACUUCAUAUUCCGGAGCGCGGGGCCGGCAGCAUUGACUUGGUUAUCGAUGCCAGCGGGGCAGAGAUAUCUGUUCAAACCGGCCUGCGCAUCUGCAAGGCUGCUGGGACUUAUGUACAAGUUGGAAUGGGCAACCCGGACAUCACAAUCGAUAUGGGAGUUGUCAUGUCCAAAGAACUCCAACUGAAGGGAUCUUUCCGUUAUGGGCCCGGAGACUAUCCACUUGCCAUUCAACUUGUUUCUCAAGGCAAGAUUGACCUGAAGCCACUCGUCAGCCAUAGGUACAAAUUUGAAGACGCUGUCGUCGCUUUCCAGACCACGCGCAAAGGAAAGAGCGAUGAUGGGAAAGGUGUCAUCAAAGCCAUCAUAUCUGGCCCUGACGUUCCCGUGGAAUCAAACUGAGGCUGAAGGAAUGAAAAUUAUCAAAGGAGGCUUAAGGGAAAAAAAGGAACUAUGUACGAUACAUGCAGAUGUACUUGUAUUGACAGCUCGAUCAAAGGUAGCCUGUAGCGCUGACAGUUGCAUCGGAUGUG
This is a messenger RNA of Coniophora puteana RWD-64-598 SS2, 1331 nucleotides long. RefSeq names its product xylitol dehydrogenase. Gene Ontology annotation, biological process: D-sorbitol catabolic process. NCBI's taxonomy places the organism in Eukaryota, Fungi, Basidiomycota, Agaricomycetes, Boletales, Coniophoraceae. The transcript has 11 exons. The record is from RefSeq and is a predicted model, not a curated record. Gene Ontology annotation, molecular function: L-iditol 2-dehydrogenase (NAD+) activity; zinc ion binding. The coding region runs from base 73 to 1200 and encodes 375 amino acids.